UGAAGUGUGUUAUUCAACAUUUAAACUUGGAGGACAAAGAAGUCAUUGCGCAGCGUUAGAUAGCUGUUCGUACAAGUUAUACGGCCGCUAUCUUAAUCUUCACGCUGAAGAGGCUCCCUGAAGCGCUCUGGGACUAAACUUGACUUUCUUUGUCGUAUGGCUGCAGAUCCGUGAGUGAGGAGGAUGAUGUCUUCAGCGCUGUACUACAACCAGGACAAUGCCACGCGCUUCAAGAAAAGGAAGGCUCGCUUUUCCUUCAGUGAAGUCCACAUCCUGCUGGAUGAAGUGCGGAAGCACCGCAUGGUGGUUGUGGGCAAAUUCAACAGAGGUGUUCCCACAGACGUGAAGAAGCGCACCUGGGCAGAGAUCACCGCUCGUGUCAACGAGAUUGGGGAGUGUCAGCGAGAGAUCAUCGAGGUCAUUAAGAAAUGGUCUGACCUGAAGUGUGACACCAAGCGGAAGGUGGCCGCCAUGCGUUCAGGGACGGUGCCCCACAGGGGCCUGAACUCCCGGAUGUCCCGAGACCUGAAUCAGACAGAGAAGAUAGUCCUGCAGAUUCUGGAGAUGGAUGGCGAGGAUCAGAGCACCGAGGACUUUUGCCCACUGGGGGAGGAUGAUGAUGAUGUUGCAGAGGAGGAGGAAGAGAUGGAAGAGGAGGACAUGAUUGGAAUGCAGAGUUCUCCUAACGGUGGGGUGGACAUGGCACAGAUGCCUCCUCCAACGUCCUACAGCGCAGGCGGCCUUCUGUCCUCAGGGGACUCGUCUCAGGCAGCUUACGAUGUGCAGUAUGAAGUUCCUGCCACAGAAGAUCCGGAAGCUGGGUUUGGAGAUUCAGAGGAUGAUCAGAGGGAAGAGACUCCUUCAUCUCGGCCAUCCAAAGCAGCAGAAGAUCACCAGGUUAACAACGGCAUCCCAAAGCAAACGCAGCCUCAGGCGUCGUCUGCGGCGAGGCCUCCGCGCGCGGCGGCGGCGGCUGCAGGGCACAGCUCCAGGGACAGCAUGCUGCAGAACGCCUCCCUGAGCCUGCAGGAGCAGCACGCCACCAACAUCCUGCUGGAGACGGUUUCUCGCUCCCUGGAGCUGCUGUCGGAGUCGGUGCAGCAGCUGGCAGAAACUCAGCAGGAGUUUGUGCGCGAGUCGCUGCAGCUGCAGCGGGAGACCGUGCAGGUCCUCAGAGACUUCACAGGGGGGGCCAUCGCGCUCCUGCACGACAAACUGAACGGGCGCCCCGCAUUGUAGCUGCAGCAGAGGUUGUGUCAACGACUCUUGCCCUUCAGGCUCGGGGACCUGUAAUUUAUGGACCCUCCUCCGGUCACUGUCAGUUUUUAUAGUAUCAAAGCGGUUUUCUCUGGUUACAUUUGGAGCCGGAACAACGGCGGUUCCGUUUGAGACUGUAUGACAGGUCUGACAGAUGAACCAAUACUAGCCCAAAGAAGGAUCAUGGAGGCUGUUUCUGUUUUACCUGAAGGUGAGAGUGCUGCCACCACGUUAACCCUUUAACACCAGAGCUCCACUGCUGACAUUCUUUUGACUACUGUGAGAGAAAAGCAGCUUUGUGCUGUUAUUCUGUUGCUUAACUCUGCAAAGCUGCUUUUCAUCCAAAUCUGCUGAUUCAUGUUGAUGGUGUGAACGGGAUGUCAAAGAGGUUGUGUUUGUCGCUGAAACACCUCCGGUGUUAAAGGGUUAAAAGUCUUCUUUGUAGUCAUGUUAAGUUCAUAUUUUGACAUGAUUACGUGUACUGUGGUGGUUAAGUGUUUGACCAUUAUAUGGUCUUUUUGUCUCCACUGGUGCGUUCAAUGUCUGCAAAGAUUCUUAGUCACCCAGUCAUGUUAUUACUGGAUUCUGUUCUUCAGCUGUUCUUCAAAGGGCCUAUAUCAUGCUAUUCUCAAGCCUUUCAGACUAAAUUAUAUCCAUAAAUAUCAUCAUAUUUUACCCUUUGCCACACUUAAGAAUGAUUUAAAAAAAGAAAGAAUUAUUGGUUAUUUUUGCAGUUCAGUUUCCAACCUGGAACUAAGACGACUCGAUCUCUGAGGCUCCGCCUUCCUCUCCGUGUGGGUACUGCCCUUUUCAUGACAUCAUCAUCAUCCAUUUCACCUGCAAAAACAAAUGACAUCCAAACUUUUACAGGGAUGGAUGUGCAUAUAGUGGAUAUGAAAGGAAAGAGUUUAGCUGAUCACUGCUAGCUCCAUGGGUGUGUGUUAGCCUGUUAGCUGACAGCGCAGACUCUUCCUGGAAGGGGCGGUUCCUCAGUUUGUGACAUCACACUUUGAGAACCCUCUCGUUUCUGUGGAUUGGGAGUGGCUGAUGCUCAGAGAGCAGGUUUUUAGAGGAACACUCAGAGAUGCAUGGAUCAAAAUACAGCUUUAAGGUUUCUUUUCAUGAGGAAUGAACAUUAUAAGACAUUUAAAAGUUGAUUUUUCAUGAUAUAAGUCCCUUAAAGUCUGAUCCAGAAGGCGUUUCUCAGAUCAUCAGAGGAUCUUUUAGAAUUCUGAGAAUUCAGGUUGUUUAUGUUCUUAACAUCUUUGCCCCACAGACCCACCUACACCCCCACCAAUCACUCUGAUCACCACUGGAUCAGUAACAUUUGCUUGUGUUUCACCACACCUCUGAAGCAGUCGGCACAUAACCUGAAUUCUCAUCAGCAGCUGGAGCUCAGGAAGAAACAUCUGGAUCAUCCUUGGGGUUCAGCCCAAGAACAGAAUGCAGUGAUGGGAUGUAUUCAAUGUUCUGAUUGUUGUUUUUCUUUUACAUCCCAAACAGGAGCGUUGAAACAGAUGUUCUUUGAGUUGUGGAGUAAAGCCCUGGUGUUGUGAAGCUUCA
Messenger RNA from Oryzias latipes (Japanese medaka), 2820 nucleotides. RefSeq lists its product as uncharacterized. The record is from RefSeq and is a predicted model, not a curated record. Gene Ontology annotation, cellular component: nucleus. NCBI's taxonomy places the organism in Eukaryota, Metazoa, Chordata, Actinopteri, Beloniformes, Adrianichthyidae.